Haemonchus placei is the source of this 273-nucleotide messenger RNA. NCBI's taxonomy places the organism in Eukaryota, Metazoa, Nematoda, Chromadorea, Rhabditida, Trichostrongylidae. The record is from the annotation of a GenBank genome assembly.
AUGUCACGCCAAAUGGGAGCCGUUCGGAGACAAGACCCUCUUACGCAAGACCGUGGAAUCAUUAUCAGGGUAUCAUUACUGGAAAAAACUGAGGGUGACGAAACCGCAGAAGAUGAAGAUGAAUCUUUCAAGCAGUCAUGUCGUUCGCAAACACCAUCUAUCGUUGUCGGCAUCAAAGUCGUCACGCAAUACAGUACCACGGCUCCAGAAGAGGAACGAAAUCGGACUGGAUAUGGAUUUCGAAUGAACGCCAUAAAAUUCGUCUCAUACUAA